GGGAGCGCACAACAGCUCACAUUCCUGAGACGCUAUGCAGCCUCCAUGCUCCACUGGCUAACUCCACGGUGGCAGGUUUCACUCGGUCCCAUUGGACCCGCUGCGACCCUUUGUUGGGUGGGCGGGAAGCCCCUGGACUCCUCACCCCCCUAGUCACAUGGCCUCUCUCUGGCCCCUCCCCCUCUUUCUCUGGAGUCCGCCUUUUUCUCAUGGUGACAGUAAUUGUUUCCACAGUCACCCAUCGCCCCUCCUGCCCAGGCCUCUCUGCUAGGGCUCCCAAAUUCCUGGUCCCCUGUGUACCACUGUGGAGAUAAUAUGUUGUUCUUCGCUUUCCUGUUAAAGGUGACUUGGAUCCUGGCUGCAGAUGGGGGUCACCACUGGACAUACGAAGGCCCACAUGGUCAGGACCACUGGCCAACCUCUUACCCUGAGUGUGGAGGCAAUGCCCAGUCUCCCAUCGACAUCCAGACAGACAGUGUGGUGUUUGACCCUGAUCUGCCUGCUGUACAGCCCCAUGGAUAUGACCAGCCUGGUACUGAGCCUUUGGAUCUACACAAUAACGGCCAUACAGUGCAGCUCUCCCUGCCCCACACCUUGCACUUGGGUGGACUGCCCAGAAAAUACACAGCAGCCCAGCUCCACCUGCACUGGGGUCAGAAAGGAUCCCAAGAGGGCUCGGAGCACCAGAUCAACAGUGAGGCCACCGCUGCAGAGCUCCAUGUGGUCCAUUAUGACUCCGAGUCCUACGGCAGCCUGAGUGAGGCAGCUCAGAAGCCUCAGGGCCUUGCUGUCCUAGGCAUCUUAAUUGAGGUGGGUGAGGCUGAGAAUCCAGCCUAUGAUCACAUUCUGAGUCAUCUGCAUGAAAUAAGACACAAAGAUCAGACAACCUCAGUGCCUCCCUUCAGUGUGAGAGAGCUGUUCCCCCAACAGCUGGACCAGUUCUUCCGUUACAAUGGUUCGCUCACAACUCCCCCCUGCUACCAGAGUGUACUCUGGACAGUCUUCAACAGGAAGGUCCAGAUGUCAUUGGGACAGUUAGAAAAGCUCCAGGGGACACUGUUCUCCACAGAAGAGGAAGGACCUGAGCCCCUCGUGCAAAACUACAGAGUCCCCCAGCCUCUCAACCAGAGGACCAUCUUUGCUUCUUUCAUCCCAGUGGGACCAUUGUAUACCACAGGAGAGAUGCUGGGUCUAGGUGUGGGAAUCUUGGCUGGAUGUCUCUGCCUUCUGCUAGCUGUUUAUUUCAUUGCUCGAAAAAUUAGGAAGAAGAGGCUAGGAAACAGGAAGAGUGUGGUCUUCACUUCAGCACGGGCUACCACAGAGGCUUAAACUCUGUCUCAAGAUGACAUGGAUGCCUUCCCUCACAUCUGUCAGGGAGUCUUUCUAAGGGGUGCAGGGACUGGACUACCAGUCCAGACACAUGUCCUUUUAGACACCACCUCCCCACUCAUACACCAGAGAAGCAAGGACCCAGUUUAAGGAUGAGCAGGUCGGGAGGCCCCUGCUUUAAUGUGUAGCUAUGAAGAAGCUGAGGACAUGCCCUGAUACCCUCACCUUCGAGGCCUUUCCUAGGUACACCUAGAUACAUAUCUCGAUACUUUUCCUCUAGGAAAAAGAGCUGCUGCUGGAAUUUUAGUCAUUUUUUGCUCAAUAUAUGUUUGAAAAUUCAA
Cricetulus griseus (Chinese hamster) is the source of this 1670-nucleotide messenger RNA. The record is from RefSeq and is a predicted model, not a curated record. NCBI's taxonomy places the organism in Eukaryota, Metazoa, Chordata, Mammalia, Rodentia, Cricetidae.